AACACUGGCGUGUCUGUGUUUUUUUUAGAGCUGUCGCUCAGCUGAUGGUGACGCAGCGCGGCUGUAGGAGGGGACGCACGAUCGAGAGACAGAUAUAGAAGCGGGAAUAAUAACCCGCUCGGUCUAGUAAAUGACACACAGCGAGGUGAGACGAAGCGUAAGAAAAUAACGGCAUCGCGUGACACAUCGGUUAUAGUCAUCGUACAGUCUUCGCGAAGGAUCUGUGUCUGUGGCACGAGCUGUCACGCAGCGCAUUCCAGCGGCUGCCUAGGCAACAUACUUCAGCCUUGUUUAUUUAGAGAGCGGCCGAGGAGACAAAGCGCCGGUCCUCUCUGGUGGACACUUCUCAAAAAGCGGGUGCAGUGAGGACAGGAAGACAUGGUGGAUUACUAUGACAUUCUGGGAGUGUCACGCAACGCCUCUCCAGAUGACAUCAAAAAAGCAUACAGGAAGCAGGCCUUGCGGUGGCACCCAGACAAGAAUCCAGACAACAAGGAGGAGGCAGAGAGAAAAUUCAAGGAAAUUGCAGAGGCCUAUGAAGUCCUGUCAGACAGAAGUAAACGAGAAGCAUAUGAUACUUAUGGCAAAAGUGGCAUGCCAAGCUCAGGCUCUGGCGGUGGCUCUUUUCCCGAUGACUUCCCAGGAUUCACCUUCACAUUCCGCAGCCCAGAUGAGGUGUUUCGGGAGUUCUUUGGAAACCAGGAUCCAUUCGCUGACUUCUUCGAUGAUUUCUCGUUUGGCGGCAUGCACAGUGGGAUGCGCAGCGCUUUUCAUGGACACCAUGGCCCCUCCAGACUUGGGCCCAGUCGCUUCUUCUCCUUUCCCUCAGCAGAUGUUGACUUCACCACCUUUUCUUCUUCCUCACUGGGAGGCCUUGGGACUGGAGGGGGGAAUUUUAAGUCUGUGUCCACUUCCACACGGAUUGUCAAUGGGAAACGUACCACAACAAAAAAGAUCAGAGAGAAUGGGCAGGAGAGAACAGAGAUUGAGGAAGAUGGGGUUCUGAAGACUGUCCUAAUUAAUGGUGUAGAAGAUGAGAUGGCUCUAGCUCUGGAGCUCAGCCGCAGGGAGCAGUCUAGCCAGCCUCAGCGGACAGAACAGCAUCAGCUCCCUGCCAACGCUGCCCACUCCAAUCUGGCCAAUCACAACCCCCGAAACAGCACCCAGCGCUCCUUCAGCUCCACCCCUUUCUUCAAUUGCCCCAGUGACAAUGACGAGGAGGACGAAGACCUGCAGAUGGCACUGGCGUACAGCCUGUCCGAGAUGGAGGCCCAGCAGCGGGCAGCCGCCUCCACCCAGGAUAUGAUCUCAGGUGCCAGGGGAGGGCGGGGCAAGCUGCAAAAAGGGAAGGAUGCUAAUCACGAGCCCAGAUCAGUGAGGGAUGGGAUACAUGAAUCAGCACAUGAAUCAGUACAAAUCACCUGUACAUCUCCAAAGGAGAAAGGAGCAGGGAAGGAAAGAGGGGAAUUAGAAAAGAGUGCCAGCCCAGAGGGGGUUCUUUUAGAGGAUAGGAAGGGAGAAGAACGAAUUGCCAAUGGUACCGCUGUGAUGAAACGCAAGAGGAAGUGUCAGUGUGUGGUGUGUUAAGUGGGAGUUAGAAGUAAUCCUGAGUCCUAGAACAGAGGGAAGACACGCUGUUCAACACUGCUGCAUGAUACAUUCAGUAUUAACCCUGUUUAUGGCUGCUGUCUUGAGCUUAUCCCUAUCUGAAGUUUUGUGUAGCAUGUUAAUAGAGAGAUCUUUGCUUGUUUGUCACUGAGGGUAAGCCACAGUAUUAAGAAGACUUUUUUUUCUUUUAAAUUUUAGUGUGAAUAACAGGACUGGUGCCAAUUUAUCACAGAGAGGAUAGUUCUGCUAACUCAUGGGCUUUAUUUGAAGAUGUUAAUGCUUCAGAAAUGGCACAGUGAACUGAAGCAGUGUAAUAACAAAUCAUAUCUCUAUACACUAUUUGUUUCAUACUAAGUCACGUUUGGUAGAUAAUUUGGUUGGUUUGUUUACCAUUGGUUUAUUUUGUCUUACUUCUGCUAUAACAUUGAAACUGACAUGAUGCUGAACACUGAAGUAGGUUUAAAGUAUUGAUCACUUGUAUUAUUCAGAUUAUGAACUAAAAGUGGACUGGUGUCAUUAAUCAGACAUAUAAGUGUCAGUUCUGUUUACAUCUGACAUACUAUAUCUCUUAAAAGGAGGGUUAGCUGCAGAUGUGUUCUUCUAGCUUUUUUUUUUUUUUUUUUUUUUUUGCCACGGCAAUAUUUGGAGUUCUUUUCAAGAGAUAGUGUUGAAUGUGGAGAGGAAAUUUCUCAAGUGAUGAGGAAUUUCUCAAAACGAUGCUACUAUGAAUGUUUAUGAAUGUAUACUCAACAGAGUGCAAAAACAGAAUUUAGGCUGAUUCUGCCGUGUCUAAAGAUGUUUGUGCAGUAAUGGUAUGCCUCUUACACUUAAUGUUAUUCAUCAUAAUGAUGUGAUAAAUCACCCCCUCUUGUAUUUUAUACAAUCAAACUUUAGGGAAACUAAACAGCACUUAAUUCAAGUGCAGUGAAUGUAUGUUUAUGAUGAAGAUUGGAAAGUGGGAUUUUGUUAAUAAAUGUGUUGUAGACUGUAUUAGGUGUUAUUCAGAAUGAAUCAUAUGUUGGUGAUGUUCAGUGCCUUGAGAAUGUUAUAUUUGAUGUGCCAACUAUUGUCAGUGUUGCCAAAGGUGGUAGAUAUGUCCUGUUGUCACCUGCGUUUCCAUUUUUAAUUACAUAAAUGGUCAGCAGGUAUAAAGUUUUUGUAGUGCUUGCAAGUUUUUUACACAAUUCUCAGAUCAAGGGAAUAUCAGUUCUCUUAUAUGCAAUAGACACAAUGUAAAAAAAAAAAAAAGCCACAGAUCAAAAUAGAAGAAGAAGCACAUACUGUUUUCAGACAAGCAGAAUAUUGCUAUGUAAAGAGAGCCUUUUUUUAUGAGUGACAAUGUCUGUUUUAUUGAUGAAUAUAAUCUGAAAGUCUUGGAAUGGAAAGAUGAAAAGUAUUGGUAUAAUUAUAAAUAUAAUAUUUGCAUUUUAUUUUUACACUUGUGUUUAAUCAUUUUGGUUUGACAGCACUAUGAGAGAGAACAAUAAACCUCAGAGAACAAAUUUUAUAAUUGGUUAAAUAAUCUUUUGUACAAAAUGUGCUAUAUUUUGGUCACUUUAUAACACUGACAGAGAUUUUCUUUUGCUUUUGAAUUAUGUGCAACAAACAUAUCUAAUUUCCUUUUAUUAUAACUCUAAGCUUAAUUUGUUUCCUAUUUCUUUAGAUUAAAACAGAUUAUUCCUCUAGUAUGUUAUCACCAA
Messenger RNA from Pangasianodon hypophthalmus (striped catfish), 3308 nucleotides. It is a transcript of the gene dnajb2, whose product is annotated as DnaJ heat shock protein family (Hsp40) member B2. Gene Ontology annotation, molecular function: Hsp70 protein binding. NCBI's taxonomy places the organism in Eukaryota, Metazoa, Chordata, Actinopteri, Siluriformes, Pangasiidae. The record is from RefSeq and is a predicted model, not a curated record. The transcript is spliced from 9 exons. The coding region runs from base 379 to 1587 and encodes 402 amino acids.